This is a messenger RNA of Pogonomyrmex barbatus (red harvester ant), 6555 nucleotides long. RefSeq lists its product as uncharacterized. Lineage: Eukaryota; Metazoa; Arthropoda; Insecta; Hymenoptera; Formicidae. Gene Ontology annotation, cellular component: microtubule cytoskeleton. Gene Ontology annotation, biological process: microtubule cytoskeleton organization. The record is from RefSeq and is a predicted model, not a curated record.
CUCUUUCUUUCCCUCCGUCGACGACGCGCGACGACGAAAGUUGACUGACCGACGUGACUCACGGGAUCACGAGUCAUUCUCGAGCCGUGGUGAUCGUCGCGUCGUGUGAUCGCGGGUGCGUUUCUUGCGGCCUUAUCGCGUCACCACCGAGAAAAACAUUGUAUGAUAUCGCAUUAUUAACACGUCGCCGAUCGCGUCUCGCGCGGGAUUGAAUCACGGGGGAAGAAACGCUUGUCCUUGAGCGUGCACCACGCUUUUGCUGGUCGCCUACGUGUAUCGUUUUUAGCGCGGAUUAAUCGAGAGAUUAACUGCGAGGGGAGAGAAGAAUUGAAGAAAGCGAUACUUCUCAAGACGUGCGCCGUGCUAAUCGUCGAGUUGCAUUCGCCUUCUAAUUCAACCUCAAAGAGAAGAUCUCCCACGAUAUGACAAAAGACAGUGACUUCUAGAAAUCAGUCGCGUCCUGCAAAUUCUUACGACUGAUCCGUAUCGCGAGUCAUUCGCUAAGCUCUCUCGAGGAGUUCUCCUCCGAUUUUCGCUUUCUCGACGAGGCCGAGCGACAGGCGUUAGCUUCGCCCGCUCCCGGCGUCACGAUUAAGUGCCCGAGGACGGGGGCUGUUAGGAGAGGCGGUCACGUGCCACCUGUUACGAGCCGAUCCGCAGUGCGGAAGGGUCGCGGGUGCCCGUCGCGGAUCAGCGUGUCGGCCGUCAGGCAGUCGCAGGAGAAUGCGACUUCGCGUGACGACGCAAUCCUGGCUGAUCCUGGCGGUAGGAUGUUGACGGCCCGAUCGGGGCCUCUCGGGCUCGGCGUGCCGCGAACCCUGGGGCCCGCGGAGGGAAGCGACCACCUCUUCCUGCUGCCGGAACGUGCCCUCGUCAUGGAUAGCACUCAUCUGCGACAGGACCUGGCCGGUCUGGACUUCAACCUGCACCUGAAUCUGCUGCACACCGCGCCUCGCGGCAACGUCUGGCUAUGUGAGUACUCCGCCAAAAAGAGCUGCUAUACAGGUCGUCCGGAUAAUCGCGCUGGAGCCGCUCCUGAGGAAACUAACCAAAGGUCCAGUUCUGCACACAAUCGCCACUCUCUCACGAAGGAGCAAACGAUGCACUGGUUCGCCCAGAUUGGUGGUGACAACCCCCUCGUUUUGUCAGAUGUGAAGCGCCCGCGAAGUCUCUACGACGAGGACUCCCUCGACGGCGAUCGUCCUUACGAGAAUGAAGGACGGGAGUCGACGGGAAGCUCGAAAGAGUUGGACAGGGCGAAGCUCGUCCGCGAGAGGCAGAACGAGGAGCGGCAGCGGAAGUUGGAGGAGCUCAGGCAGCAGGCUCUCGCCGCGCAACGUUUCCGCGAGCAGCGCGAGGAGGAACGACGAAGACGCAUCGAUGAGCUCAGAUCGCGCGAUAACGACAGACGAAACCAAGUCGAAGAGAGAAAACGGCUGAUAUGCGAGGCGGAGCGGGAGAGACGAGAGGCUAUCCUCCGCAAGAAUCAGGAGAGGGAAGCGCGUAUCGAGGCAAAGAAGAGGAACGAGAGAUCGCACAUCGUCUUCGCGUUCGGCAGCUCUACGCCGCGAAUGCUGGAGCCCGCCGACACCGGCGGCUCUACCUUCUGGGGCACCCGCAGGGCCACCUCGACGACCAAUGUUAUGAUGUUCUCCGCUGCACAGCCUCUCACGAGGAGAUCCUCCGAGAGGGAGUUGGACGGCAGCAAAAAACGGGCCACUUCCGCCGGUGGAAUCGAUCGAAAGCCAGGUGAAGAUAUGAGAAUGUCCUCGUCCAUGUACGAGGUGUUCAAUUGGAAUUCUAGCCCCGAUCCCCCCUUAACUCCUGCCAAGCAUAAGAGAGCCAGCCUCUCUCUGCCCCCCACAACCGACAUCUUUGCCGUCGAUGAUAAGUCUGAUAGCGACACUAGGCGUCCCAUGAUUCAGCGGGUUGCCAGUGGUGAUGAUAGUGACGGUGGCACGCCCAGUACCCCGACCUCGGUUUACCUACGUGUGAACAGGAGACGCACCGACCUCAUGCCGACGAUACCGUCCCCGCGUGACGGCCCGCCGUCGACGGCACGCAGCUCCAGCGCCAAGGCCUUCACACGCUCGCCAGGUAGGACUUACUCCAUGUCCAGGCUGGACCAGCUGGCGCAGCCUAGGAAGGGACGCGCGGCUGAACAGCAACUCGGCACGCUGACGGAGCAACGGCAAAGCCAGCCUCUGCAGAGCGCUUCUAGCAUGAGUCGCAGCAUGUCGCACUUGGCCGCGCCCGGGGGAGCCAAGAGCCUAAAACGCUCUGAUAACUCGCGUAGCAUGGGCACGCUGCCGGGCGCGGCGCCUAUGCCCAGACCCACCCGCGCCGAAAGACUGCGCCGAAAGGCCCGCGAGCACCAGCAGGCCCAGCAACAGCAAGGUAUCCGCAGCGGCGAAGUGACACCCAACAGCCCGUCCCGACCGCACAGUUCCAUGAGCCAGCAGAGUGCCAGCAGCGUGGGCAGCAGUAAUGUCAAUCUGCGUACCCGCACGGCCGCGUCGCGCCGACCGCGGCCUGCUUCUAUCGCCGGUACCGGUGUCUCGAUCACAGAGAAACACAAUCUGGUGGGUGAUGCGAAAUUAACGAAGGAUUCAAAGCCACCACUGCCAAAGGUCCAUAGCACUCCAAAGAAACCUUCUAUACCCAAAGUUGCGGAAGUGAGGAAGCCAACGGAGAAAUUAAUCAAGAAUGCCAAGUCAUCACCGCGAAUAACACCGAAGGCGACACCUCUGCAGAGCCCUGGAGCUGAGCACGCACCACUCAUCCGCGAAACUAACGCGGAAAUCAUAAAGCAGGAUGAGGGUAAAGAGGCGCAAAAUGUGAAAUCAGAGGACAAGAACGAGGAGAAGAAGGAUCAGGGUAGCGAGAAGACACAGGAAGUGAACGUUACUGAAUCCGUAACCAACGACACAAAGGCGGCAGAACCUGUGUCGGCAAGCAAACAAGUCAAAGAUGAAACUAAUUUAAUGCAAGAGAAUUUAUCGGGUGCUAUCACGGAAGAAUCGAAAAUCAUUAAAAAGGAGGAGAACAAGCAAGAGAAAAAAUCGCCGGAGACCAUUGAAACCAAGCUUGAGGGUGAAGUGGAUGAACAGGUUGACAUGUCAGCUUCCAUGAUUGCGAAAAUCAGAAUCACCACUGAAGAGGAAGCAAAAGCCGCUCUGGCAGAACGUAGGAGAUUAGCUCGAGAACAAGCGGAACGAGAAGCGGAAUUAGAACGCCUGCGACAGGAAGAAGAAGCGCGUUUAGAAGCUGAAAGAUUACGCGCGGAGGAAGAAGAGCAACGUCGUCUAGAAGAAGAAACUAUACGCUUAGCUAACGAAGCUCGACAGGCAGAGGAACAGCGAUUGCAAAUGGCAAUUGAAGAAGCUAAACGUCGCGAAGAAGAGGAUAGAAGAAAAAGAGAAGAGGAAGCUCGCCAGAAACAAGAGAAGGAAGAAGCAGAACGUAAAGCAAGAGAAGAAGCAGAAAAACAACGAAUUGAAAUGGCUGAGAAGCUUAAGAGGGAAGAAGAAGAGCGCAAUGCCAGACGCAAACGAGUUGAGGCGAUCAUGCUUAGAACUAGAGGCAAAAAUCAAACCAAUACAUCUAGCAAGGGAGAGAGUGGUGAUGGCGACAAGUUAAAGGAAGACAGUCCUACCGACGAAAAUAAAUCAGUACCGGAUAGUAGAGGCGACGACGUCAUGACAGCCAGUUUAAUUUCCGAAGCGACUCAGCAGUUCAUCAACGACGAGCAACGAGCGCAUCACACGGAAAACAGCGUACUUGCAUCAGACAUAGUGCACAAUGGCACGACACAUAGCAAUGGCAUUAACGAAAAUAGAAUUGUAUUGGAUAAUAAUCAAGGUAACGUUGAAGGAGAGUUGAAUGGUCAUCAUACGAAUCACGGGAACGGUAUCAACAGUCAAUCGAUUACACUGGACAAUGCCACUGUCAAGCAAAACAACGUGACCAACAACCUGUUAGACUUGUCGGACUUCGACACUCUGAGUAAUAACAGUAGUGGCUACGAUACCGGCCCUAUUCUCGAACUGACACCCAAUCUGGCGAACGAAGAUACCCUCAACUCCAAUCUGAACCCGGCGGCGAUACCGUUUACCCCAAUGGGGUUCGUGCCCACUCCUGCUAAUGCCAAUGUCAAUCCGUUCCAGGACAAUUUCAUCAAUAAGCCACAAGACAACAAUCAAGUACCAGAUUUAUUGUCAUAAGAUAUCUCUUAAAUGUUCCCGGACGAACACAGGAAGAGCAAUUAGGUAACGGAUAGUCAAGUUGCUCAUGACGAGCAGUAGCUAUAUUCGGAACGAGACGUUGUUGUUUAUGAUAAUGUAAAUAACCGCCGUCGCGCAAUGUAUCGUAUGUAAAGGGGAUAUCUAAGUAAAGUGAGGGAGGAGCAAAAUCAUCCUCAGGCUCCCCACGAUCAUGCCGAGUUCUAAGCGUCGUCACCGGGAAAAAGGCAGUGUAAAAUAAUAUAUAAUGUUAAUUAAUAUUAUGCAACAGCAAGUGUGGACACUCAAUCUGUGUGUCGUAGUACGCUAUUAGACAAAUGUAACUUUCUAAAGGAAGGGGUUGAGGCCUGUUUGUAACACAACAAUUUCGGAUACACGGACGUAUUUUACGAUAACAAAUCGACAUAAUAAAGUUAUUUUCUCUCUCACAUAUACAUGCAGACAUACAUACAUAUAUACACAUACGAUUUCGCCCUUAUCACACACAUAUACAAUAUAUAUGUGUAGAUUACAAGCUAGGUUUUUGAGGCGUUAAUCAGUAGAGAUGAGAAAAGCGAGAAUUGCGCGGAGAAUAACCGACGAAUGAAUAGCACAAGAUAUAAAAGAAGAAGAAGGAUAAAAUAGGAGUCGGAUCAAAUGCUAAGAAUGUAUCUGUCGAAACGACGGAUUAGAGAAUGUCCCUAACAUAUAUAAGAGAUAGCGUAGCGAGUACUAUCUUAUAAUAAUUUCACAAGCGGAUCUAAGCGCGUUAUCGCGUAUAAGGUAAGAGACAUUCUGCGGAUAUGACAUGGGGAAAAGUAGCACAGAUAGAGAAAAAGAAAACACUUUUCUUCCAUACCAGAUUUCGGGGCGUGCGCUCACUAGUCAAGCAAUCUUACUGUUUUUUUUUUCUUUUCUUCUUUUUAUCGUAUUUCAUUUAGAGGGCCUAUUUAACAUUGGUAUAUACUCUAGGUAUCCGCUAGACUUCACUAUUGUUACGUUUUUUUGUUUUUUUUUUUUUUUGUUGAAUCGUGAAUAAAUUUUCUAGCUGUGAUGAUGACGAUGACGAUAAUGCUGAUUGCUUUGUGAGAUAGCCGCUGCAUAAGUUAACGGAGUGACGAUCUAGUAACGUUAAUUGUAAGAAUUGUUACACCGGAAGUGUUACAGAUGGGAUUAAAUUGCACUUUAUUCGACAAAGGUGAAUAUGAUCGAUACUGCAACGUUAUGUGUAACGUGGGAGCGUAUAUCGCUACAACGUCUAAAAGGUGCGAGUUUUACUUGUCAUUACUUGUGACAUAAAAAUAUUAUGUGGAAUAUAGCAUUAUAUUUUGCGCUCGCCCUAUUUCACGAUAUCACAUAGAAUUCGGCGAUAGAUUAUUUAUAAUGAAAUAUAAAAAAAUAAACACUUUUGUUAGCCUGAUUUUAUUCGGAAUAUAUGAUCGAGAAAAAUGUUUAUCGGCACUAGAGAAAAAAAUAGAAUUAGUGUACAGAUCAUUUGUUAUUGAAUUUUUCUCGUACAUUUGCGCGCGUGAUUUAUCUCCCUUUUUCCCCUCGCUCUUGAUUUUACUUACAUUUUAUUAUAAUCGGCGUAAAGGAAUCAUCGAGCUGCAAAAUUGGUGGUAAAAAUUGAAAUUUUCUUGUUAUCGUUUUUGUUUAAAUCUAAGAUUUUUCUUGUUUGUAUUUGCGACUUAUUUUUCGAGAGUCGGAAGAGAUUCUCUCGAAUCCGCGAAUGAUCGAUAUAUUUUCUUAUAGACAAUUAAUAUUUUUAUCGAGAAUUGUUAGAACGAGCGUGUUUGUACAGAAUUGCCGUCGCGAGUCACUUGUUCAUAUACUGAAAAUAUCUCGGCCAUUAAAAUGAGAAUAGGAAACAGGAAAAGCAUCUAUACAGCUUUAGACUAUGCAAAGUGACAGAUUUAUUGACACAUUUUACCGCCCGUUCUCACACGAGAAAUUGUCUCUGCGUUUGUCUUGUAAAAUUUUAACAUUGUAACGAACCUAACGCCUAAUUCGUUACUACUUAUUGUAUCAAACUUAUUUAUAUUAGUUCUCUUCUCUUUUUCAACAAUAUUUAUUAACCGUUUGGACACCGUAUAUUAUCCCUGCGUCACGUGUACACUUAUACUAUUUUUAUUAGAUUUGGUUGAGACUCUAUAUUAAAACUAUUCUAUAAGAAUACCUAUAAUAAUAAUGAUAAUUAAAUAGAGUACGAGAGAAUGUUUCUAAAUAUACAAUAACGAAACAAAAUGCUAAAUAUCAUCAGUCAUGUCUAAAGAAACAAAUACUUCAUAUUGUAAAAAAUGCUUGUAUGUAAUAAAUACUUAAUAUUGAAAAAAAA